Ylistrum balloti is the source of this 4988-nucleotide messenger RNA. Its product is annotated as C-terminal-binding protein-like. The transcript is spliced from 11 exons. The coding region runs from base 333 to 1679 and encodes 448 amino acids. NCBI's taxonomy places the organism in Eukaryota, Metazoa, Mollusca, Bivalvia, Pectinida, Pectinidae. The record is from RefSeq and is a predicted model, not a curated record. Gene Ontology annotation, molecular function: NAD binding; transcription corepressor activity; oxidoreductase activity, acting on the CH-OH group of donors, NAD or NADP as acceptor.
UCUGCGGGCUAGCCUGCAUUACAGAAGUAACGGACCGUCACGGCUUUGGAAAGUUAUCACAUUUAGCAUUUAAUCGACUGCCCAUUGUGAAGUAUGAAGCGCUGCUAAGGCAGACAACAUGAAGAUGAUUUCAUGAAGCUGACCACCAAUCAGAACCAAACGUGGAUGCAAUUCAUGCCAGAACAGAAAUCUGACCAAAAACUGCUGACAAGAAAAACUGACCAUAAUAGAAGGAAAAGGUACAAGGGAGUUGUUUCUACUGAAGUGUUAAUAUAUUGAUCAGAGGUGGAGUGUUGUCGCCUGCUGCGUUUAACGCCUCCCAACGUCAUCACAUGGACCAAAAGAAACUCCUUCAGCCAAUCAAAAGACCUCGGCUAGAAGCACCGACCAGCAUGUAUCAAGUGUCUAUUCGUGGGCCGAUACCUAAUGGCCCGAUGCACCCCCGGCCACUCAUAGCUCUCCUUGAUGGUCGGGAUUGUUCUGUUGAGAUGCCAAUACUUAAGGAUGUGGCAACAGUAGCAUUCUGUGAUGCUCAGUCGACACAAGAAAUACAUGAAAAAGUCCUGAAUGAGGCAGUAGGAGCCCUAAUGUGGCAUACAAUCACACUGUCAAAAGAGGACUUGGAAAAAUUCAAAAGUUUACGUGUCAUUGUGAGAAUAGGCAGUGGCUACGACAACCUCGAUGUCAAGGCAGCUGGAGACUUUGGCAUAGCUGUUUGUAAUGUUCCUGGGUAUGGUGUAGAGGAGGUGGCUGAUUCUACUGUGUGUCUAAUUCUGAACUUGUAUCGGCGGACAUAUUGGUUGGCUAACCAGGUAAAGGAGGGUAAGAAAAUAAGUGGACCAGAACAGUUACGGGAGGCUGCACAGGGCUCUGCUAGAAUCAGAGGAGACACUCUCGGCAUUGUAGGUUUAGGUCGUGUAGGCACAGCAGUGGCCCUUCGUGCUAAAGUUUUUGGAUUUAAUGUUAUAUUCUACGAUCCUUACCUUCAUGACGGAGUAGAAAAAUCAUUAGGUAUUACACGAGUGUACACUUUACAGGACCUACUGUUUCAGAGCGACUGUGUGAGCUUACACUGUAACCUUAACGAACACAACACUCACCUCAUUAACGAUUACACUAUCAAACAGAUGCGGCCAGGAGCUUUUCUUAUCAACACUGCUAGAGGUGGUCUCGUCGAUGAGCAUGCAUUGGCAGCAGCAUUAAAGGAUGGAAGGAUACGAGCAGCAGCAUUAGAUGUCCACGAAAAUGAACCUUUCAGCCUAUCAACCAGUCCUCUCAAAGAUUGCCCUAAUCUGAUUUGUACUCCACACUCAGCAUUCUACAGUGAACAAAGUGUUACAGAACUGCGAGAAAUGGCUGCUACGGAAAUUAGACGGGCAAUUGUUGGCCGAAUUCCAGAUGGUCUACGCAAUUGUGUUAAUAAGGAAUACUUUACUACAGGUAGUGUUCGCCCUCCAUAUGCCUUCCCAGGUUACCCAGAAGGAAUGAACGGUGCUGGCUAUCCAUUCCCUAAUCCAGCAGCUGCGGCAGCUGUUGCGGCCUUGGGAGGUGUGCACUCCACCACAAUGGACCAGCACCCAACAGUGUCCCACUCUACACCUCACUCUACUCCCCACAGUACCCUCUCCGACUCCUCCAUCCACAACAUGGCUAAACCGGAGAACUCUGAGGUUCACUAGUGCUACUCUGCCUCAGUUAUCACCCCUGACUUGUACAAUGGACAUGAGGGCCGAUAGAUUGAUGAAGACACAUGAGUGCUGUUGGUCAAGAUAUAACAUUUUAAUAUUGACCAGAGUUGAUCUGGAGAGAGAAUUGACAGAAGAAAAUAUUUUCUAUGGAAGGAAGUGUAGAAAAGGAAGUUUUUUGAGAAGUAAAACCACAGUCGUUUUUUGUAUCACAGACAUUUUCUAUGUAUGUGUUUGUUCGUUUUUUUUUUUUCAUUACAGGGGGAAAUUUGAAGGGAAGUUAUAAAUGAGUUUGAUGCAUACUCUGUGUAUAUAUAAAUCAUCUUUUUGUUUCAUCACACAUCUUGCCAACUGUUACAUAUAUUUCAUACUUAUAAUAGAAAUGUUUGUAAACAGUUGAUACAGAAUUUGUACUAGGCAGUGGUUUUCUUUCUCAAAAGCAUGACCCUGUAGAAGAUACGUUUCAACUGUUUAGUGCGGUCACUCACUGGGGCCACUUUUUUUUUUUUUAGCUAUACAAGAAAUCAAGAAAUGAUGGCGCUUCAUUUUGAAAGUUUCAUAUCCAGCUGCAACUCACAGAUAUUUAAUUCUGUGUUUCCUGUUGUAUGAAUCUUUUGUAGGAUAGUAUUCUCUUAGGAUGAGAAGUAUGUGUUGCAAGUUGUGGUAUCUGGAUAAUUGACACGUAGGUCUGUACCUACAGUAACAAGGUUUAUAGACUGGAGGAACUAAAAUACUUGCAACUAUUAAAAGUUCAUCCUUGGUAACUUUGUACGUACAAAGAACAUGAUCUAGACAUACUUCAAGACGUUUGUUGGAUAUCAUAUUUUGUUAAAAUUGUCCAACAAUCAUUUGAAAUGUAAAAAACAAAUUCUUUGUUGCAUUCCAGGGGAGCUAACUCUUCAUUAACGCAUCAAAGAAAACUGGAAUCUCAUCCAUAUUCUUCAUUUAAAGGCAUUAAUAGUUUUCUUCCUGUUCAUUGUUGAAAUUUACUGCAAACCUGUAAUACAGAAUAUUUCAAGGAUUUCAUAUCUGCAUUAAGUCAAAAAACAUGAUUCAUAAUGGAAAUUUCUUUCUCUUUCACUAUCAUAAUCUGUUGGAUCACGUCCGAAAGAGGGUGUUAAAUGACAAUAUAUUCCCUUACAAAGCAUAGGAAAAAUAUCCUGCAUGAUGUCUUUUCAAUGAGUUUUAAAUGAAAUAAUUGGUAUAGUCAAUAAUAGCAUGAAUGUACAGACGCAAAUGCUAUCUCACUUCGGGGAGAAAAAUGUUGAUAAAUUAGAUUAUCUUAUCUUGUGCACAUAUGUAUAAACCUUCCUAUACCUCAAAUAUAUUACGACAGCCAUGCCUGAAAGGCAGUUCACAGCUAUGGGCACCUAAUCUCCCAAACACUUAGAAACAAUACUUCUGUAUUGGAAGCUUUUAUAUUGGCAGUGUUGGUUAUAGUCUUAAUCAAAACUUGUUCAACUUUUGUAAACAUUAUGUAUACAUGUAAUGUUGCUUGUAGGCAUUUUGACUAAAGUAUAUAAUAAUUCGAAUUUGGAUAUUUACCUCAGUUUAACUUUUUAAGACAGACCUACCAUUUAACAAUGUAUCAUUUUUGGAUGUAGUUUGUGUAUAAUUGAAUAUUAUCAAUGAAGAAUGACAAUGCAAAAAAGUACAGUGGCUAUGUAUAUUCCUCUGAAAUAUUGUUAAGAGUUUUUCUUACCUUCCUAGUGACAAACCUGACAAAAUGUUUGGAGAAUUAGAUAGGUAGUAAAAAUUUGCUUGCUAUACACCAAAAGUGAUUUCAAAUUACAGGCAUCAUUGUAUUUGUUGUUUUCUAGGUAAUUUCCAUGUAAGGAAGGUAGUAUAUGUAAGUGUGCGUGUGAGAAAGCGAUACUUUGGUCAUGUGUGGUAGAGAACAUGCUGUCUGUGCCUAUAUUCUACUGAAAAUUCUAAGCGGGUCUCUGAUGUGCUAUUUCAUUUUUUCACUCUUUAGAAUCUGAUGCAUACAUUUUUGAAAAAAAAAAAUCUGAAAUGAUCCUUCAAUGGAUCGAGGUUUUGAAAUAAAAUCAUGAUUGUAAACUGAAGUCUUAUGCAAGUAGUUAUUUAAUAACAAUGAAAUGUAUAUCAGUGAAGUAGUUUUCACUGUUGAAAUUUUACAUUAUUGAUAUUUUUGUAGUUAUUAGAUUGUGUAUGAUGUAUGAAAUAGUUAGGGAAUCUUCAAGGAAUUAAAAUAAGUCUAAUCAUUCAUGUUGGUUAUAUAUACAAAUUGAAACAUGAAACAAAAGUCAAUGAUUUUACAAAGUGAAUUUCUCUUGUAGUUUGUUGUACAUUGUAAUUAGUUGUACAAACACACAUUCUGCAUCUACCGUACUUGAACAUCAUAUUUCUUUGUGGGGUUCAAACAUUGAUUUUUCAAGAAGGUUAUUUUUGUGGGCACUUUUAUUUCAUUCAUAGAUUGUACAUGGGGAAUCCCCAAUACUUGAAAUGUGUGUAAAUUUUGAAACAUUUUAUGAAUUCAUGGAAAAAUGAAUUCAAAGAUGAAGAGUGUUCCUGAAUUAAGUGAAAAUUCACCCUGUUCCCCCUUGAGUGUUAAUGACUGUAUUGUAUUAUAGUUAAGUAGGCUGCACACGAACAUCUACCAUACAGUCAUGUUCACAGUAAAUUAUGAUGACUUAAUUACAUCUGUAUAAUCUAAUCACAUUGUACCAUCCUCAUCGGAUUCAAAUGGAGCAGUAGUUUGUGUGUUUUAAUGUGCAGCUUACAAAUUACCAGAUUUCAGUCAUUUAAAAGAAAAUAGAAUGGUUUUAUCUUGGCAUAAGGCUUUCAGCUGCAGGAAAGAUUCUUCAUUCCUGUUAUCUGCUAGGGUUCAUUACUUAUGUAACCAUUUGUAGGAAGCUGCAUUAUCUCACAUCUUUUCUUUUGUUGAAUGUAAUUGUUUUAAUUCACAAAGGACAUUGGACAUGUACCGUCUCCCAAGUGCGACCAUCAAUGUUCUCAUUUUCUUUUGAAAUAAAAACACAUGCAGAGAGAAAUAUUUUUGUAAAGAGAAUCAAACUAGUUUUUUCCAAGUUCACAAAUAUUAAAAAAUGCACUUCAUUUUUCAUCUUUUUGAUGCCAUAAAAUCAUGUUAUUAGCAUUUGAUCAUGUGUAAAAAGGGUUAUGACUGUUUGUGUACGGAUGGAUUUCUUUUUCAUCACAUAUUUGUCACAGGACCUUCAUACAUUAGAGACAUUGGAUACCAUACUUCACCGUUCACAAUAUUAUAAACUAAUGCUGGAUUCAAAUUUGUCUGAAAUUUGUCAUUAAAAUAAAUAAAAUACA